GAAGUGGUUCUAAAUACCAGGAAGUUGUAAACAAAGCUGACAGCUGUUAGUUAGUUAGCUGUUAACUACAGCCGCACGGACGCGGACCUGAUGGUGUUACAAUUGUGUUCCUCGCCGUUUUUUGGUGUUAAUUAAUAAUUUAUCUCACCAUCAUCACAAUUCUCUGGAAACCGGAUGGGGAAUUGUUUUAUCCUGAUCGUGUAUUUGAAAAGCUAACGUUAGCUGCGUUUGUUUGACGGCGUAGGAGUAACCAUCGAUCCAUUUGAAGGACAUUUUAAAGCCAUAUGCUCAUCCUUAAAAUCCCAGAAAUCGGCGACGUCAGUGUUGGAUUGUCCUUAAUACUGUGUUUGCAACAUCAAGGAGGCGUAAAACCCUAACGUCCCACAUCAAAGCAGGACGACGAUGUCGACGUCCAACGCUAAUUUUAAAAACAAGUGUGUGGCCCAAGUUAGCUGCAUAUUUUGUGACAGUUUGCUCUGUACGAGAGGCAUGAAGGCAGUGCUUCUUGCAGACACAGAGGUGGAGCUUUUUUCGACUGAUAUACCCCCAAAUAGAACUGUCGACUUUGUGGCCAGCUGCUACUCAACUGAAAGCUGCAAAUGCAAGCUGAGAGACAUUGCAUGUCUCAAAUGUGGUAAUGUUGUGGGUUAUCACGUUGUGGCCCCUUGUAAACCCUGCCUGCUUUCCUGUAACAACGGACAUUUCUGGAUGUUCAACAGUGACUCCGUUUCCACACUAAACAGAUUGGAUGCAUCAGGUCUCAACCUGCUCCUGUGGGGAGAUCUCCCUGAGCUGGAAGACAGUGACAAUGAGGAAUCGGAAAGCCCAUCAGAGGAAGAGUGUAUCAGGUAAAGAUGGACGCAGACGACCCGAGAGGCUUUUGCAGCAACCAAGAUGAGACAAGAGAGGCCUUAAAGUGUAACUUAAUGCAUAAGCCUAUAAAAGGUGCUUGUUCUGUUUAGGCUGUAACCUAAAAUCCAAGGUAUGCUGGAGGCCACGCCCCUUGAACGGUUAUGUCACAGCAGGUGCUUGGCCUUUGACAGCUGGUGGAACACCUGCUCUGACACACGGCGGAUUAGUCAGGCACACUCCAAAGGUUUAAUCCCCAGAAAACGACACCGUGGUUGUGUUUGUCCCUCUGUGAGACACACAUGCCACCUUUGUAGAACCUGCACCGCUAAAUUGCCUACAUAGUAGAACUAGGUACUGUUCCACACGUGCUGUAGGUGUCGGGAACAAGCAUUUCACACGGGUUGCUCGAAGACCAUGCUAACAAAUCAGAUUUCAAGUCAGGAAAUCUUGUUAUUCACACAGCCCAGCUUAAUUCAGCGGUUAAUUACAAUUUAACCCUUCACUGUUUAAAGCACAGUCACCCUUUCAUAAACAUAUACAUGCUGUGCAAAAUAGUCGAGUGAGUGAAAGACAAAAAAGAUGCAUUGAUCAUCAGUUUGUGCUGAUUCUUUGAAUGUUUCGCAGGCAACACUGUGCUUACAUUAAGCCUGGCUGGACACGAUGGCCUAAUCUUUACGCCAAAAAGAUGUAAUAUAACAAAUCAUUAACAAGGUUGCAGUAUAUUUGUUCCCACUGUGCCGCAGUGUGACUGAACCAUCUCAUUUUUUAAAUAUUUUGAAUGGAUAAAUAGCACAUUUGCUUGAAAGGGCAUAAUCGAUACAUGCGUUAAAUGUACACAAAUUGAUCAUCUCCAGUAAGAUACAUUUUUAUACAUAAGCAUAUCCAGUAUGACUGAAGCAGCUGUGCUGUAUGAAUAUCGCUAAUGUCCAUCGAUCCUAACGGCAGGUCAGCCUUCCUUAAAAGCAAGAGAGCUUCUCAUGUGACAGUAUUUCACUGUAUCCAUGUAUUACCAGAUGUGUGCUGCUCUGGUGCUCUACCUGAACUAUUUAGCAACACGGACUGAUGAGUUUGUGUGUUUGUUCUUGUAUGUAGCAGCAUCAUCAUUGUAGCAUUAAUUCUAAAGAAUCAUGAACAAGUUCAAAGAAAUAUUGAUUGUGAGCGGCCAAAUUUGUUUUAUAGUCAAUGUGCGCCAAAGCAGGGGUCCCCAACCUUGGGGACUCGGGCUGGUUGCAGCCCACAGGCAGGGCAAAACCGGUCUGCACUAAAUCAUUCAGACACACCUUUUUAUUUGAUUAUCAUUAUGACUGAUUAUUAUUAUUGCAAAUAACUACAUGAAAUUGAAUGUAAAUGUACACAAAUAAUGUUUUUUUGUUGUUUUUUUUUUAAAUUAAUGAAUAAUUGUGACCUCUGGGGUCAAAGUUGGUCAGUGCGCACAUGAAGAGACAAACUACGUUAACAUGCUACAAUGGUUCCAUCAGUUCCAGACAUGCUUAUGCACCAUAUCCUGUGCGUGUUGUGUGCGAGGAGGAAUUUGUAGUUGCAGAACUUUCCACAGUGGUAUUGAAGACGUUGUUGGCAUGCCCAUCGAAUGACUUGUGUAAGGUUGGAUCUACUACAAUAAGAAUUGACUGUAAAAACACGCCGCGCCUGUCGCUCAGACACAUCAAACCAUGCUAUUAUCAUCAUCUCUCUGGAAAACAAACUCCAGGCUCGCACCAAUAGUGAGUGAGUACUCAUUUUGUGUGUUUUGUGCAGUGAUUUAAUUUGAUAGUUGGCUUUUCUUUUGUUUUAUACAUAGAAAGAAGUGACAGUAUGUUGAGAUCUAGAAUGCACCUCUCACUCAAGUCGGUCCGUUGGCUCAAAAAAGGUGGAGACCACUGAUUUAGAGAUCAUAAUACCCUAGGAAAUUAAAAUACUCUAUUCCUGGGUCAAACUGUCACUGUUAUAACCAUUUAUUAAAUGUACAGGCAAUGUUUCAAGUAACAUCUGAACACAUCAUGAGCGUGCGAAUAAGGUAACCACUGUAGUGUUGAUAAGUUAAAACCGUAAAACUUCAUUUCACAUGGGAGAGUGACUUAAUUACACUACCUUUUACUGUGUUCAAGCUUUGAGGUUCAUCUGUACCUUUUGGCACUUGAUGGGCCGUGAUCUGAUGGACUAACAGUAGUAGUAGACCAUGUAAUUAGACCAGUGUCAAACACUUUUAACAUUUGUGGUACUUCAGUCAUGGCGCUGACCUCAUGUUGUUCUCUCUAAAACGAUUAGCCUUUCUCUGAGCUUUUUGCUCGUGUUAAAGAAGCAAACCCAAGAUUGUAUUGAAUUUUGAUUAUUUGUGUGUGUGUGCGUGUUACCCUCUAUAUUAAAGUUAGAACUGCAGCCUUGACAAUGUAAUGUUGUUCUUAGUAAACUUCUACAGCUCUUAUUCUGUUCACAGACCAAAAUACUGACAACACACACAUUAUGUUUACAAUUUUUGUUUACAAAUGCUUUGCAAUGUGCUUUAGUACUUCUGUUUUUUGUUAAUGUAUUUAAUAUUUAAUUUGUGUUGUGAUUUAAAAACUUUUUUUUUUUUGAGAGUUGGGUGUGUAUAGUUUACCACAAGAAGAUAUCACUUGUGAGCUUCCACUGGCAAGGACAAGAAGCGAGUGACAUGAUAAUCAAAAAAAACAUACAAGAAUAUUUAAAUGUUUCUGAGGUGAAUAACUGAUUUACAGUAACCUGCCCUGCUGAAAAGGUAUAUUUUGGAAUUGCACUGAAACUGUGCAGGUAGUUUGGAAACUUGAUUGUUGUUUUUGUAUGCUUGUUAAAUUAAUAAACUCAUUUUUUUUAAUACCUCU
Messenger RNA from Dunckerocampus dactyliophorus (ringed pipefish), 3689 nucleotides. It is a transcript of the gene fam72a, whose product is annotated as family with sequence similarity 72 member A. Gene Ontology annotation, cellular component: cytosol. Bases 403 to 852 code for a protein of 149 amino acids. The transcript has 4 exons. The record is from RefSeq and is a predicted model, not a curated record. Lineage: Eukaryota; Metazoa; Chordata; Actinopteri; Syngnathiformes; Syngnathidae.